AUGGAGAUGGAUGAACUGAAUCUACACGAAUGCAUGUCAAAUAUGACAGCAUUACUUAAACAUAUGAAAAGAAAUAAAGUUACUCCUGAAGUGGCAAAGGGUACAGUCCCUCAUGAGUUGCCUGGCUAUAUGUCAUACUUACAGAAGAAGUUAUCUGGUCCUUCAACCAAUCCUAAUGUAAAGUUGUUCAUCAUUAAACUGAUUAUCAAUGCUGAGGAGGUGUUCCGUCCGUAUGCUAAAUUCUGGUUGGCUCCUUUGAUGGAGUGGAUCCUUGGUGGUCAGACUGGUGGUGAUGGCAUUCAUUACAUGAUAGGUGAUAUUGUCGUACUUAUGUUGACAUGGUCAGCAAUUGCAAAACCUGAGGCAGGUGAUAGAAUUUUAGCUAGCCGAUUGGUAGAGUAUUUGAUGCAUCACACUCACCAUUCUAACAGGCAGGUACUUCGUAAUAAUCUGGAGAUGGUGAAAACAGUUGUAGAACUAUGGAGAGACUGUAUUGAAGUGCCUUCCAGGGUUAUCUUUGAAGCAUUUUCUGGUAAAGAUCCUAAAGGCAAAGAAAACGCUACUGGUAUUCAGUUACUUGGUGUGAUUCUAUCCAAUCAGCUACCUCCUUACAGAGAUACAUGUGGCAUUGAUAAAGAUCGGUUUUAUACAACCUUAAGUGCCAACCUUUCUUUUAAAUAUAAAGAUGUCUAUGCUGCAUCAGCUGAGGUUGUUGGCAUGGUGAUGAAAUACAUGGCUGAGAAAGAAAAGGUAACUGACGGUACAUUUCAUGAUAAUGUAUUCAGAGAAAUCUCAUCAUCACAGUCUAGCAGACCAGAAGUUUUCAUAACAUGCAUCUAUAAAGUACAGCUGUAUUAUAAACCAUUUACUGAUAGGUUUAUUAACAAGUUGCUUUUCAUGUUACCACAAAUUCAUGGCCAACCUAAAACCUAUGCUUUAGAGGUGGUCCUUGGCAGAGUAGAUAGUAUUGACAAAAUAUUCCUUGAGAUGAAAAACAAAAGAAUUCUGGAAAUGUUAAGGCACAGAUUAAACGAAGAGGAACUGCUGUACUUAAUGCCAACUGUGGUAUCAUUUAGUAAGAAUCUGAGCCCAGCAUGUAGAGAGACUAUGUAUGAUAUAUUGACUUGGAUAUAUGAUAAUUACAAGGAUGAAGAGUCAAGCACAGCUGCUGAAGUCCUCAGUAUGACAAAAGAAAUUCUUUUGCAAGGACUUUCUGACGAGGAAUCAUAUCUGCGACUUAGGGUGAGUAACUUUUGGAGUCAUGAGACGAGACUACCCGUAGGAACUUUGGAUCGAAUGGUUUCCAUGUUGGAAUGCAUGUACUCACCGGAUGCAGAGAACCAGUUCCUCAGCUAUGCUACAAGUCUGUUGCUGGAGAUGACAUCGAAGAGUCCAGAUUAUAAACGAGAAAUCUUUGAACAUGCAUUGUCAGAAUGUAAAUUUGAAGACUACCAGAUUGAUCAUUCCUGGAAGCGUCGCCAUGCUGCAAUAUCUACCCCUAUGUUUGUAGAAACUCAAUCCACUCAGAUUGGAUCUGAUUCACAGAGUUUCAUAGAAACCAUCGGCAACCAAGUCAGAGCUACACAAGAUGUUCAGUUUUCUGCAACACAAGAAGUUGAUGGCAAGAAGACUGCAUAUAAUUGGCUAACUGGAAGUCAGGAUACAUUUUCUGAGUUCUCAUCAUCAACAGGAACAGAAACCAGUCAGUCAUCAUUGUUAUUCACCAUUGGAACCACUAAGAAAAAAGCAAUCACAAGAAAACCUGUGAGUUCUGGAUUCGGAAAAGAUAAAAUGGGAGCUGGCAAAGACCAAACAGAUAGUACAGAAGACACUAGUCAAACUGACCGUGAAAUCAUGAGACUGAAACGAAGAUUUCUGAAAGACCAGGAAGCAUCAAGAGCAUUCUUUGCUAGAAGAGAAAUAAGACUCAAGAAAAUGAGAGAGGAAGCUCAAAAAGAGCAGAAACUGAGACGACAUAACAUGGUGACACUAUACAGGAGCUAUCGUCAAGGUGAUCUGCCAGAUAUUCAAAUUAAACACAUGUAUCUCAUAGCUCCAUUGCAAGCAUUGGCACAGAGGGAUACAGCUAUUGCUCGUCAGUUAUUCAGUUCAUUGUUUUGUGGAGUGUUUGCUCAGAUAGCAGAAGAGAAAACAGAGAGAGAAAGCGAAGAAAUCAUUAAAAAUAUCAACGAACACUUGAACUCUAUGCUGAGUAAUUCUACCCAGUAUUUCUCGCCUUUUAUUGGAUGUAUUGAGGAUAUAGCAUACCAUAACUGUAAAGAACUCAUGUUGGAUGCCCAAGGAAUCAGUACAGCAUCUCUCAUCAGUCAACAACAACCACUCGGUCUUCUACUUUUGGAAGAGUAUCUUGUUCAGAAAUCUGGAGAGGAGGAGAGAAGCAGAAAAAGGCCAAGAGGAUCAGCGUCACUCCUCUCCCAGGAAAUUAGUACAUGGAUUGAAUUAUCCAGGUUGUACAAAGACCUUGAUAAUUUUGAUGUGCUGCGUGGCAUCUUCAGUGGAAAAGUCGGUACACAGCCUGUAACCAGAGAAGCACUUGAAGCUGAGGCUAGUGCAAAUUAUCAAAAAGCUGCAAAUCUUUAUGAUGAGGCUCUUGGAUGUACUGACUGGCCAGAUGGAAGACCAGAACAAGUAGAAGAAGACCUAUGGGAUGACUGUAGAUUGCAGUGCUAUGAGCAGUUGACUGAUUGGCAGAAAUUAGAACAGGCAUCUACUAUCAACAUUGAUGAUAAUGAUCCUCCUGAUCUUGAUAAGAUAUGGGAUGAUACAUACUACCAGGAGCACUAUUUGCCAUAUGUCAUUAAAAGUAAACUCAAGUUACUGAUGGAAGAUGAUGACACUGACGAUCAGAGUUUGUUGACAUUUAUAGAUAAAUCGAUGCAACAUAAAGAACGAAAAGCUUUGAUUGAGAAUCGUUACAGUGAGGCGCUUGCAAUGUUGUACCUACUACAAGAUGAUUAUGACAGAGCAAGAUACUAUACAGCUAACUGUAUACAGUCAUUCCUACAGGAUUGGUCUGGGACGGAUACUUUAAUGGGAACUAUUCGUUCAUCUAAGUUACAAUGUGUUCAAAAACUGAGUGAAAUGCAGGAGUUUCUAACAUUCAUCACAAAUGAGAGAAAUUUUGAUGAACACAAGCCUGUAUCUGAUUUGAUCAGUAAAUGGACUAAGAGAUUACCAGAUGUGAAACGUGACAGUACUAACACAUGGGAUGAUGUAAUUACAAACAGGGUUUUCUAUCUUCGUAAACUUUUCCAAAAAUCAGGGGAUGCCAUGGAAGGUGAUGACGGCCAAGCAAUGGUGAACGCUAUCUCAAAGGAUAAACUAUUAAUGGAGUUAAAGUUGGUAGACAGUGUUUCACAACAAAAUAACUUUGGUGUUGCUGAGAAAUAUUUGAAAAGAAACUGUGCUGAUGCCCGUGAUGACGAUGCCUGGCGGUUGAUUUGGACACUCAGUUAUGCUAGACUUCAUCAAAAGAAAUGUCUUACUCUACCACCAUCAAAACGUGUUAUUAAUCUUUUAACUACGUUAGAUCAGCUUGGUAUGUUUACUGAAGGCUGUGAACCAUCCUAUAGAAAGCAGCAUGAAAUCCUGAGUGGGCGUUCCUGUCACCUGGUAGCCCAAACCAUACAGGAAGCAGGUGAUGAUAUCUUUGACGUUAUACAUCUGAAAUGUCGAAAGUCAUUGAGAUCUUUGAUUGAAGCAUUGAUUGUAAAUGGAUUGCAGAAUAAAGCGCAUGAAUAUUUCAAAAAAGGUGUCAAGCUGGCUUCUGAUGAGGAGGAUGCUAUUGAUAUGGAUAGAGAAGGCGUUAUUGAUGCUUAUGUUUCUAUGGCAACCUUCUGUGACAAGAUGCUCAAACAGCAGGAACAAAAUGAAGAUGGUGCAGUCAGCAGAAGCUCGAAAAGUCCAUCCUUUCCAAGAUCUGUCGUCUUCCACUUGCUGAAAGCAUUAAAGUUGAAUUCCGUUGAAGCUAUUCAGAGAUUUCCCCGUCUGUUGCAGAUUGUGGAAACAUACACUGACACCAUGGAUACGUUUGUGGAGUUGACAUCAGAGACGCCAUGCUGGAUGUUCUUGGGUUGGAUUGGUCAGAUGCUGGCUUUGCUGGAUAAAGUAGAGUCUAUAUCAGUACAGGGUAUUCUACUGGAAAUAGCAAAUAACUAUCCACAGGCAUUGGUUUAUCCUUUUAAAGUCAGCAGUGAAAACUUUUCAUUUGAGAAUACUGUAACUGGUAAGAGAAACAAAGAGAAAGUGAGUCAGCUGGCAGCCAUCUUGGAUAAUGUGCCAUUGGUAAUGCAUUUUAUUUGUGCAUUGGAGCAGCUUACAAACCCUGAACACAUCUGCAAAGAUUUUACUGAUGAUGUAUUGGUGCCAGCAUUGAGGGCAAGGAACCCUACUGCUGUCAAGAAGGCUGUAGAAGGUUUAUACACAAGAGUUUUUGAUUCCAAGCGACAGUCAUCACAAGAUUCAUUGUUCUCUGAAGACUCAGAUGCUGUUACUCAGAGUUUACCAUUUGGACCUUUUCAAAAGAAGUUUGCUUCGGACUUUGUGAAACCAUUUCAAAAGAGAUUUGGUGAAAGAGGCUGCAAGAUUCUCUCAAUGCAGCACCAGAAAGAGUUUAUGAAUUUCCGAAAUGAAGUUGACCAACUUAUGAGGAAAAAGAAGAUGAGUGCCCCAGGGAAUCUAAGGGAAUACAGUCCGUGGUUGAGUGAUUUCCAGCCUAUCAACUAUGAGAAGGAGUUGGAGAUCCCUGGACAAUACAAAGGACGGAGUAAACCAUUAUUGGAAUACCAUGUUAAGAUCGCUGGUUUUGAUGAAAAGGUAAAGGUAAUGUCUUCAUUAAGAAAACCCAAGCGUCUUACAAUUCGAGGCAAUGAUGAGAAAGAACACAACUUUCUGGUGAAAGGCGGUGAAGAUUUACGUUUAGAUCAAAGAAUUGAACAGCUGUUUGGCAUCAUGAAUGACAUCCUAGCAUUAGAUGCAGCUUGCAGUCAGCGAAGUUUAAAACUUGUAACAUAUGAAGUUAUUCCAAUGACACCAAGGAUUGGAAUUAUAGAGUGGGUAGAUCAUUGUCUUCCACUCAAGGUGUUUUUAUCUGAGGCCAUGACUAAGAAUGAACGAUCUCACUAUGCCAAUACCAGGUUAGAUCAUCACACAUGGGUGGAUAAAAUGGUAAAACAUGUGGGUGACAGAACUAGUCACUGUGUGCGCUAUGGUGAGUUAUACAAGGUGGCAAGUAGAACUGAAAUACUGAAAAAAUUCCAAGACCUUCAUACCCAGGUUCCAUGGGAUGCGCUGAGGAGAGCAUUCCAGAGGUUGAGUUCCUCACCUGAAGCGUUCCUUACUCUACGUGGGCAUUUCGCUACCAGCCAUGCAUUACUGUGCAUUUGUCAGUAUAUACUGGGCAUUGGAGAUCGACACUUGUCUAAUUUUAUGAUUAGUUUAGACACUGGUGCCAUGGUCGGCAUUGAUUUUGGACAUGCCUUUGGGUCAGCCGUUGAGUUAUUACCAGUACCGGAGUUGAUGCCCAUCAGACUCACAAGACAGAUAGUAAAUCUCAUGACGCCAAUGAAAGAGGAUGGAUUAAUAUUAAGUACAAUGGUGCAUGGUUUAAGAGCUUUGAGGAAUAAUCCAGAUUUAUUAUUGAAUACUAUGGAUGUGUUUGUUAAAGAGCCUCAUCUCGACUGGCAGAAAAGAGCUAAAAGCGAUGCAAGCAAAUAUGGAGAUGCCGCUGAAGAUGCCAAUGAAAUGAUAGAAAGGUAUGCAAAAGAUCGCAUCAACAAUGCAAGAAGAAAACUACAAGGUGCCAACCCAUGUCACAUAACAAGGGAUGAACUGAAAAUGAAUAUGAAUAUUAAGAAACACUACUGUACUGGAUACAUUGAUGUGUGCAUGGGUGACAAGAAAUACAGUAUGCGAACCAGAGAACCAGCCACUGGACUGUCUGUAGAAAAACAAGUAGCAUGUCUUGUAGAUCAGGCUAUAGAUCCCAAUAUACUGGGUAGAGCCUAUGAAGGAUGGGAGGCUUGGGUGUGAUAAAGUGAAGAUGAGGGGUUCUUGAAACAGAUCAGGCUAUAGAUCCCAAUAUACUGGGUAGAGCCUAUGAAGGAUGGGAGGCUUGGGUGUGAUAAAGUGAAGAUGAGGGGUUCUUGAAACAG
Saccoglossus kowalevskii is the source of this 6173-nucleotide messenger RNA. Its product is annotated as DNA-dependent protein kinase catalytic subunit-like. Gene Ontology annotation, cellular component: nucleus. Gene Ontology annotation, molecular function: protein binding; DNA-dependent protein kinase activity. NCBI's taxonomy places the organism in Eukaryota, Metazoa, Hemichordata, Enteropneusta, Harrimaniidae. The record is from RefSeq and is a predicted model, not a curated record. Gene Ontology annotation, biological process: telomere maintenance; intrinsic apoptotic signaling pathway in response to DNA damage; double-strand break repair via nonhomologous end joining.